Trichobilharzia szidati is the source of this 2790-nucleotide messenger RNA. The record is from the annotation of a GenBank genome assembly. NCBI's taxonomy places the organism in Eukaryota, Metazoa, Platyhelminthes, Trematoda, Strigeidida, Schistosomatidae.
AAGUCCAGCGGCCAUUACAGAUUUGACCUUGGGGCUUUGUUUGACUGUCGGUCUAUAGUAAUUAUUCAUGGCGAAGCAUCAAAGUGUGUGCAGAAGACGUACUCUGUCAUUGGCUGAUGUUCCAGAUUGUCGCAAGAACAAUCGUGUAAAUUCAACGGACAAUCAUGAGAUCGAUUUUUCAAAGACAUUUGCGCGUAAUAUGGUGCGUCGUCCUUCUUUCUCCAUAUCUGAUGAUCAUCAAAGUACCUCUACCGAACUAUCAUGCUUUCCACUUCAAAAUGUACUAGAAGAGACAAAUCUUCAGUUUAAAAAUGCUCGUGAACCUAUUGAGCUACCGAGUUUAUCGAAGUCUGAUGCAAGCCCAUAUACCACGUCAUUGUUCGAAUCAAAUUCUGCUAAUCCACUACUCGAUAUUAUGCAUACAUGUAAAAUGCACAAUACUUCACCAAGCUGUAUAAGUUCAUCGCCCUUGAAGAAUGUGGAUUACCUGUCUCCUUCAUCACUAUUGUCCUCAGCUUUAAUCAAGUUGUACUUAUCAAGGGGUACUGUAUAUUCGUCUAACAAUGCAUUGAAAAGUCAUCUCAGUUCAGGAAGUGAAGAAGCCAAAUUUCAUUGUACUAAUUGUCAGAAUCUUGUUGGCCUACCUGGCUGUUUACAAAUUGCCUCAAAUCUGUUAGCCUCUAUGGUUAUGCCUGUGAAACAUUUCAUUGGAGUUUAUUCAAACAACAACAAUAAUAAUAAUAGCAAAAAUAAGAAGUUAAAUUUGGGAAACGUGUAUUCAUCCAAUGGUAUCUUUAAUGUAUCUUCAUUUGUCUCAUCGUGUCAUAGUGACAAGGAUGUGUAUACAGAUGUCAGUUAUUCAAGUAGUGCUGAAUCUGUAAGUACAUGGGAGGAUGCUUCAAAUGUUUCAAAGGCCGGUUACUACUCAGAUAAUUAUCUUAUUGGAGCUGCCAAUCAGGUGAAAAAAUGCGAUGUUUAUAGACGGUGUUUGGAGAUGAAACUUCGGCAUACACCAUCUCCUGCCCAAAUUCCUACAUUUACAGAUGGAAAUUUGAGGUUGACUUCUGCUGCAUAUAUCGGUAGUGCUAGUCAUCGUCAACACCCUCAUAGUCAUCAUCAUUACCAUCGGUAUCAUCACCAUCAUCAUCAUCAGGCGCAUCAUUGUAAACUUGCAUUAACAGAUAUUUAUGCAGGUCUGAAGUCCUCCUCGUCGAUGUCUGGUAAAGAUGGAAAAUCUUCAACGAAUUUUCCAUCAUCUACAUCUCAUGAUACUACUAGUCGUAAUAAUAACAACAAUGUCGACGUGAAGUCCAAUUCCACAAACAGUAAUUCUAUUACCAGUCAAUCAAGUAUACUGUCUGCAUAUGAACACUCUCUCAGUUCUUCUAGUGCGCUAGAACGUUUAUGCAGUUUAUGGAUAAAUUUAAAACCAGAUAUUAUAGAAGAGGAGAAAUUUUAUUAUAUGGAUGAAAAAUCUCUGGAACGACGUGUGAAUGCACAAGCAUCGAAUAUCAUUUCACCUGUAUCCUUCUGACUAUAUUUUCUUUUCUUUCUUUUUUCAUACACUGGUGUGUUACAUUUUUGUAUUUGAAUCGGGUGUUUUCAAAAACGAAUUUUAUUGGGUUUUUUCAAUAUGCAUUGUGUAAUUGCAAACAUGUGCAAUCUUUUAAGAAUGCAUAUAUAUAUGUAUAUGUAUUGAAAAAGAAUGUGAUAACAAACAGAAAAGGGAUAAACAGUCUAGAUCGGUUUUCGAUCUUAUUGUACAACACAUUACACUUAAUUUGCUUGACUUCCGUAGACCAACCAAUAUGGAGUAGAAGAACCGAGGGAAAAGAAAUUGAUGUUCAGUAGCAUGCAUACACUUGUUUCUGUGAAUUCUACCCCUCGUGUGUGUGUGUGUUGUUGUUGGUGGUGGUAACUGUGCAUUGUCGAAGAACCUUGCUGUUAUUAUUAUUACUUAUUUACUAUUUUUUCCUUUACGUUCCCACUGGAACAUAGGGCUUCAAGCUAGAGACUUGAAGUUUCGGUAUAUAUGUUUACGGGAUGGAGUUGUUAGCUUCAUGCCCAACUUUCUCUCCUAACCAGUUUUAUUUAUUGGCUUUGCUAGGUGAAGGAGUGCGUCGGUGACCGGGGAUCGAACGCCGAACCACCUGCAUGGUUGGCGAGCAAUCUACCGCAAUGCCACCGACGCACAAGAAGAAUCUGGUACUUCUUAUUUACAAUAGUUCUUCUAGCUAUUUGUUGACAGUUGUUCAUAGCGAAAAAUCAUAAUUGAAGCAAAUCUUAUUUGCAUGCAAAUCCAAAAAAAACUUUUGCUUGAUUUCUGUGUCUUGUUUCGUUUUAGUUUAAUAUUUUGUUGAUAUUGAUCUCUCUGUUUUUUUCUUUUGCGUUCAUUCCCAUCUUUUGAUUGUCUUCGGUGUAAUGUCACCUUUUUGUGUUGUUGUUGUUGAAAAAAAAAUGAUGUUCGACUCAAAUUUAAUUUUUGGUUUUACGACGGUAUCUAAAGCCUAAAUUAAUUCCAACAUUUCAUUCAUGUGUAUACUCUCUACAUUAGCUAAUAUCUGUCCUUGUGGUAAUUAGAAUGUGUCUUUUCUCUCUCUCGAAUAUCUCCAGCCUUUCAUUGUAUACUGGCCAUCUGUGUGUACGUAAAUUAAUAUUUCUAUGAAUGAUAUAGUUGUAAAUAUAUACGAUCAAAACACUAUCUUUUGAAUACUUCUUUCUUUUGUUUCUGUAUGUGUAGUUUGUAGAUUCGCAGUGAAUAUAAGAUAAAGUCGUCUGCCCAACUGUUUC